CUUAUGGAUGUGGGCAGCCCACCUAUCCUACUGUUCUAUCGAGGGUCAUGGGGAGUAAGGAUGCACGCCCACACAGCUGGCCCUAGCUAGGUAGAUGCACAUGUAUUAUUUUAAAUGGUGUACAAUAACUGUGUAACUAUUAGCCCACCUGCAAAAAAAAAGCAGUACAGAAGUGUACCACCAUUGCAGUGGCACCCUCAUUUCCAAAGAGUGGGUUUUGACUGCUGCUCACUGCCUCUAAGUCUUGCUUUGUGGGUUAGGGUGACUUAAUUUGUCUGAUGCACUUUAAGAGUUGACUAAAGAUCAGUUUACCGAGGAAAUUCUCUACUGGAAAACUACUUUAGAGAUGUUAAGGUAUAUGCUGAGGAUCUUAAAAGGAAGCUAUAGUUAAAAAUAAAAUAAUACUAUGGUAUUCUUUUAAGUACCUUACCGUGCCAUGUAAAUAUGUAUGAUAUAUACCAAAGUACCAUGGUGUUAUGAGUUUUUUAAGAUUACUACACAUUGGGCCCACCGCAGUACUUUUGUCAAUGACUUGUUGAUACUUGCUUGGUUUGUCUUUCCUGCAGUAAUUUCCUAAAUUACAGAAUGCAUCUGGGAAAACAUAACAUGUAUGAGGAAGAGAGUGGAUCUAUCAUCAUCUACAUUAGCAAGAUUGUUCUCCAUCCUGGCUGGAAUUCUAAAAAUUUACAGUGUGGAGAAUAGUACUUAACCAGGGGUGUAGAAAUCAUUUCACAAGUGAGAAGGUUGCAGGGUUACAUAUAUAAAUAAUAUUAAUUAAACUAUAAUUGUCUGCGUUCGCUCAAAAUGAUUUUCUGAAAUCAAAACAGGGACGAUAAUAGGUGAGCGCCAGCCAAUGAGAUUGUCGUUUCCGCAUUAGCUCCGCCCACUUUCAGAGAACCCAGCAGUUCUUAAAAGCUGAAGAAUUCCAAAGGAACUCCGUUAUUUUGACAGGAAAAUACAAGAAAGAAUAUCGUUUACAUGUAGCGCGUCAAUUCUGCAUGUUAUGAAAGACUCUCUUGCUCUGUAUCUUUCUUUGCGUGCGUGUAUGUAAGAGAAAGCGACGGCGAGCCGUGCGCUUCACACCAGAGUUUAUGGCAUGUCAAAUACAGCUACACUGCGCAUCCAUUCAGAUGAACUGAAAAAUUAAAUUCUAAUAAUAUAAUAUAGUAACGCCACAUUUUAUUGUCAGUAACGGUAACGGCGUUGUAACGGGGGAAACAGUAAUUCGUUUGAUUACUCGUUACUGAAAAAAAUAACGCCAUUAGUAACGCCGUUUAUUUAUAACGCCGUUAUUCCCAUCACUGCUUUUAAGUACAAAAUUAGUGCGCGAAAAUAGAGCACUUUAAGUACAUUAUGGAAGUGUACUUGUUUUUCACCUGGGAAUUACAGUCCACGCUGACGUUUUUUAUUGCUGGAAACUAUUUUGUAUACAUCUUCAGUUAAACCAAAGGUUAUGUAAUUUCUAGUAAACUCAGAUACCAAAUGAACUAAAAUCUCAAUCUUUGACCACUUUAUUGAACAUCUGAAUUUACACACACACACACACACACACACACACACACACACACACACACACACAAUGGUCUAAUUAAACACAAAACGUAAAUAUAUAUUUGUUUCAUGAAAAGUGCAUGGGAUGAAUAUUAGUCUUGUGGGAGGAAGACCCAUGUCUUGAAAAUUUUGUGCAAAGAAUGUACUUCACUAUGUAUUCACCAUCAGCCCUGCAUGUCUUCCUCCAGAUGGGCAUGUUCUGCCCCACAAUGCUCCCUGUUAUGUCACUGGUUGGGGAUGUCAGAACAGUAAGUAAUGCUGAUGGUUGUGGAUAACAUUUUUUAGAGAGCAACUCUUCUUAGAAUAUUUCUCGCCCUCUUUUCCAAUAUCAUUAACUAGCCAGUGGUCCCAUUUCUGGUGCACUGCAGCAGGCUGUCCUACGUGUGGUGGAUAACACUUGACUCGAGUGGUGGGGCUCUCAGGUCACACAAAAAAUGAUCUGCGCUGGUGGAGAUGGUUAUGUUUCAGGAGGUUGACAAUGGUGGCCCCCUAAAUUGCGCUGGUAGCAACGGUAUCUGGGAAAUGUUUUAUCCCAUAUGAGUCCAAAUACCUGCUUAAUACUCAAGAGGCCCAACAUUUUCACUCAUGUGAGCGCCUAUAUUGACUGGAUCGGCAGCGUAAGUGUUUUAUGACAGCAAACAUGCAGACAAAUUACGCUACAUGUCCUUUUGGACAGUGUUUAUCAUUAUAGAAACUAAUACUAAUAUUUUCCAUUUGUUAUCUUUUACAGAGCAUGGCCAGCUAUUAAAAAUCAAAUAGAAAUAGGAGUUCUUAUUAAGGGUCACAAAGUUUCCGGCUGUUCAAAAAUUGUUACAUUGCUUUCCAUGCAGUUUGCCAAAAAGUCAGAAAACCUUUAUUGUAGCUUGUCAAACACUAAAAUAUGAAAUACAUGAGAAUUCUAAAACUCAAAGUUUAUUCGAAAUUGAGCUUUAUCUAGUGGAGUUUUACAGUUAAAAAAGUCUGUCAAAGGUUGUUUUUGCUUGUUAGUUUCUUGUUUGUUAUCUUUACUAGACUGUUACACUAAAUACAAAUACUGUACGAUAUUAUUUACACUACCUAAGUGUGCAAAUAGCCACUACAAGUAGUCAUUGCAAAAAACAUCAAUUUUUUUUAGUGUGUGUCUAUACAACUAAUUUAGAAGAAAAAUAUAUGGGUCAAAUUGAUCCGUAACUCAACAGAAAAUAUAAGGAAAUUCUUACUACAUUAGAGUUUUUAUGUCCUUACAUGAAUCUUUAGCAUUUUUCAUAUAUCUGAUUUUUAGAAACUUGGGUGGAAACCAAUGUGGGUAAAUUUGACCCCCAACAGAGAAGCUGUACCCAGUUUUUAAACACAACAAAAGGGUUAACAUAAUAGAUACACAGUUCAAAUGCAUGUAUGUCCUUUGUGAUUUAGUUCUUUGAACACAAUGGGGUUUUUUUUAAAUGGUAUUUGAUACAAAAUUCAUAACAUUGAUCAUGUGUCGGUGAGGUCUUAUAGCUCAAUGACAUUUCCAUUACAGCCCAGUGGGCGGCAGUGUGGUGUUUUAUUUAGAGAGGGGUCACAUUUUUCAGGUUCCUCAAGACAACUUCACAUGCCAAGUCAGAUUUUAGAAACGUAGCUAUUAUUGGAAAUACUGCUAAACGAAUUAAACGUGCACUCAGAAAUGUACAAUAACUAUAAAAAUAUAAACACAAACAAUGGCAAAGACUACAGAUUAUAAACAACAAGUGUGCAUUAAACCCACAUUGCAGAGGAACGUUCACACAUUAAGGACAUUGUUAAACAAUGUGGAGGAAUCUCUGCUAACAGUCAACAAAACAGCAAAAAGCAAAGCCAAAAAUACAAGUUUCAUGAUACAUGAUUUAAGUGGCCCACCAUUUAUAAAACUAACCUGGACAGCACUACAAACCUGCUACAAUUCAUGUAGCAAUCCACCAACAUUAUUCUCACUACCUUUGUACUGAAUAAAUGAAUACUAAAUAAACAAAUAAUAAAGUUAUGUCAGUGACCAGAGCAUUACAUGCAGCCUGUGAAAUGCACAGAUGACAUGCUGAUAUGAACAGAAACAACCUUGUGCACAAAGCCAUGCUAUAAAAAAACAACAACAACUAUAUAUUUCAUAAUAUCAGAUUUUUUUAGCUGAGUUUUGUGAGGGGAAAUGAGCAAUUAUGAAUAUAUUCAUAGCUAUUAUGAAAAUAUAUAUUAAAAAAAUAUUUUUAAAAAAAGCCUUUUUAAUAUGAUCUUCAUUUGAAUACACUUAUCCAAAGUUUUGGUGCAAAUAAAAAGGAGAAACUGUAUAAUAGGUGUUUUUUAAUUAAAUUAAAUGUGAGAACACAACAAAUGUUCAGGUACAAAUUACAUUAAAAUGAUUAGAUUGUGAAUUAGCCUGUGAACUAUCAAAGUCAAAGUGUACCCAAAGAACCACCAAGGGGCUAUUUUAUUUGUUUUUCCUAAAGCAGUCAAGGACAUUCGUUCCAAACGAUUGCUUAACAGUGGUCAUACAUUACACUGCAAGUGAAUUGGCCUUGGCCAGUAUAUAAACCCCAGAAGAGAGAGCCAACUUUGAAGAUACAACCAUGAUGAAGUUUGUGGUCCUGGCUGUUCUGUUUGUUGGAGCUUACGGAUGUGGGAUUCCCACCAACCCUCCUAUUAUAUCGAGGGUUGUGGGGGGUGUGGAUGUCCGUCCAAACAGCUGGCCCUGGCAGAUCUCCCUUCAGUACAAAAGCGGCAGCAGCUGGUACCACACUUGCGGUGGAACCCUUAUUUCCAAUCAGUGGGUUCUGACUGCUGCUCACUGCAUCAGCAGUAGCAGAACUUACAGGGUGUUUCUGGGAAAACAUAACCUGAAGGAGGAGGAGAAUGGAUCUGUGGCCAUCAGCGCUGGAAAGAUCAUUGUCCACGAGGGCUGGAACUCCUUCACUAUCCGUAAUGACAUUGCCCUGAUCAAACUGGAGAGUGCCAUCACUCCAAGUAGCACUGUCACUCCUACUUGUCUGCCUGCUGAUGGGAAUGUUCUGCCCCACAAUGCUCCCUGCUAUGUCACUGGUUGGGGACGUCUCUACACCAAUGGACCCAUUGCUGAUAUCCUGCAGCAGGCUCUCCUGCCUGUGGUGGAUUACGCCACCUGCUCUAAGUCUGACUGGUGGGGCUCUCAGGUCACACAAAACAUGGUCUGCGCUGGUGGAGAUGGUGUUGUUGCUGGAUGUAAUGGCGACUCUGGUGGCCCCCUGAACUGUGCUGGUAGCAACGGCGCUUGGGAGGUCCAUGGUAUUGUGAGCUUUGGUUCAGGACUGAGCUGCAAUUAUAACAAGAAGCCCACCGUUUUUACUCGUGUGAGCGCCUACAUUGACUGGAUCAGCAAGAACAUGGCCAGCUACUAAAGAGCAAACAGAAAAUGGGUUUUGUAUCAUCGAUGCCUUGAACAAUAAAAAUAUUAAACGGCACAUAAAGUUGUGUAUGUAUUUGCUCUAUACAUUACUAUAAUAAAUUAUUAUAAACACCUGGUUUAAAUUCACUUAUGACCUAUAUGAUUUAGUAACUUUAAUAGCCUACAAAGUUGCUGUUAGUGGUAUUUAAAAUGAUAAGAUCUCAUAGCUCAGUACGUGACACUUCCAUUAAGCUCCGGCAGGUGGCAGUGUGGUCUUUUAAUUGAAAGGGGCCCGUCCAAGACAAUGUUAUGUGCAAAGAC
This is a messenger RNA of Onychostoma macrolepis, 5218 nucleotides long. RefSeq names its product elastase 2 like (gene ela2l). Gene Ontology annotation, molecular function: serine-type endopeptidase activity. Bases 4107 to 4910 code for a protein of 267 amino acids. NCBI's taxonomy places the organism in Eukaryota, Metazoa, Chordata, Actinopteri, Cypriniformes, Cyprinidae. The record is from RefSeq and is a predicted model, not a curated record. Gene Ontology annotation, biological process: proteolysis. The transcript has 9 exons.